CAAGGAGAAAAAAAAGGGAGAGGAGAACAAGCACGUAAGGAGAAAAACAACAAUCUUGUUUGCUGAGAAAAAGCUCAGAGGCUCUUGCGAUUUGUGGAGAUGUCGUUAUUCAAUUGAAGUUAUCCGUUUUAACUUCUCCAGAAUGGACCAUACUGCCAGUGGUGAGGGUCCUGCUAUACUGCAGUUACAUAAAUGGGGUCCCUCAGAGUUGCCACUCAAUCUGUCGGAAUAUCAUGAAGCAUUUAUAUCUCCGACAAGGGAGUUACUGUUAUUGCUUUCGUACCAAUGCCAAGCUUUGCUACUUCCUUUGACUACAGGGGGCUCUGUAGAUGCUGAUAUUUGUCAAAGUCAUCAUGAUGAGAGACCCCAAAAUUUAGAUUUAUUAGCUUGUAGGUCUAAUUUAAAGGAUGAUAUUCCAUGCACUUCUGGAUCAGCAAUAGAUUCUGAUAACGGUAUUUCCCUUGAACCUGGAUUUUCAAGGUGUAACGGUUAUCCCUUUAUUUAUGAUGUAAACUCAUUGGCUUGGGGUGUGUGUGGGGAUACCUAUAAUCAGCACAAAGAUGGUUCAUUUAGAGAACUUCUUUUUGUGUCUGGCAAUCAAGGUGUGAUGGUACAUGCCUUCUCCCAGCCUGACAAGAGCCGCGUGACUGAAGCAAUGUUAGCAGGUGAGUUCAGGGAAGGGACAUGGGUUGAGUGGGGCCCUUCGUCCUCAUCAUUUCAACAUAACAAUAAAGAGAAGACAAUUGAUUUGUCUUUUGAAGCGUCUCAGAAAACCAUUGAAAAUAGCAUCACAAAUGGAAAUUUAGGAGUUCCAGACAAGAUAUGUAAGAAAGUUGGAGCUGACGUAUUGUCAGGAACUGACACUUCAAAGAGGUGGUUGCGAUCAUUUUUCACUAAAGCUGAAACUGUUGAAUAUGAGGGUGGCAUUUGGACCAGGUUUCCUCCUAAAUCAUCAUUUCCUUGCUCUGCGAAGGUUGUUUCUUUUAGCAUUUUUACUAGUGAUUUCCCAGUUCUGAGAUUCCUUAGUAAAAAGAACUCUUCAUCAAGUGGGGAGGGCUGCCGAGAGACUAUUAGAAAUCUAAAAAAUGGUUCCCAUGAAAAUGUUGAGUUGGAUACUUCUGAUGUUGGUUCCAGCACUUCAUACAAAUGCUGCAGAGUGUUCUCUAGCAGUUCUCAUCAUAUAAUUGGAUUCUUUUUAACACUCAUGAACUCUGCAUCUUUCAAUGCUAUUGAUGGAAGUGAAAAAAGGAUUAAGAAUAUAAUUGUCAUUGCCAGGUUGAAUAUUUGGGGAAUUCAGUGGGUUUCUUUGGUGAAGCUUCCACAAAAUGAAAAUACAUUUCCACUGGAUGAUUGGAAAGACUUCCACUUUUCUGGUGAUUUUCUUAUUUGCCUCAAUGCUUCUGGCUUAGUGUUCUUUUAUAACGCAGUGUCUGGUGAGCAUGUUGCACAUCUUGAUAUUUUACGGGCUUGUGAGUUACAGUGUUUUGCGAAUUUGCGUGAACCAGAAAGGUCAACUCUAAAUGAUGAUAUGCAAAACAAGUCAAAUUAUCAGCAUAGUGAUUUAUUUGGUAGAAGAACAUUUAAGAGGCUACUUGUUGCAUCAUAUACACCUCUUUUGGCUGUGGUUGAUGAAUUCAAUAUAGUGUAUGUGAUAUAUGCUGGGGACUGUCUACCAGACAAGUGUUGUGCAUUUGAAAAAUUGCUUCCACAUUAUCAGCAUUUAGGACUUGGGAUGUUGGUUGGUUGGGAUGUAGGGAGUUCGGAUGUAAGCCACCAAAAGAUAUAUAUUGGUUCUUCAAAUUCUUGCAAUUUAAAUAGUUCUUCCAAAACGAAUGAAAUUUUAUCCUUUUGUGAUAAUAUUGGAAACAAUAUUCUUCAGAAAAUCCAUGGCUGGAAACGUUAUGGAAAUGAGUGCCUUCCUGAUUCAAUCUUGAAUGGUUUUUCUUCAGCUUCAAAAGUAAUGAAUGAGAAAGUUCAUGAUUCAAAAAUACAUUUUCACCUUAUGCGAAAGAUUUUUCUUCCUACAGAUAGAUAUAGUGAUGAUGACUGUAUUUGUUUUUCUCCUUUUGGGAUUACCCGGUUCAUUAGAAGGCAGAAUAUCAAGGACCGCAAGAGUUCUCAAAUUGUACAUUUUAAUUUGCACACAGAUUCGAUAGUCCAAGAUGAUAGAUUCUUGAAUUUGGGAAGCAAAAAUUUUUCUCUCCAAGGAAGAGUAGAAGUUUCUAUUGGAGAAGCUGUCGGUUGUACUUUCCAGGGUUGUUUUUAUUUGGUGGCUGAUGGUGGUCUUUCGGUAGUUCUCCCCUCUGUUUCGGUUUCAUCAAAUCUCCUUCCCAUUGAAACCACUGAUUAUCAGCAGUCAGGUAUUGGUACUGGCGUUGGAUGUCACACAAAAAAUAUUCUGGGACUGGAAGAGCCAAAAAUGUUAUGGUCACCUUGGAAAGUUGAAAUUUUGGAUAAAGUUCUUCUCUAUGAAGGUCCUGAAGAGGCAGAUCGUUUAUGCUUGGAAAAUGGAUGGGAUCUGAAGUUUUCACGGAUGCGUCAGCUGCAAAUUGCAUUGGACUACUUGAAAUUUGAUGAAGUAAAGCAGUCUCUGGAGAUGCUUGUGGGUGUCAACCUGGCAGAAGAAGGUGUUUUAAGACUGCUUUUUGCUGCAGUUUAUCUUAUGUUUGGAAAAAAUGGCAAUGAUAAUGAGGUUUCUGCUGCAUCAAGGCUACUUAAAUUAGCCACCUGGUUUGCUACCAAAAUGAUCCAUGAAUAUGGAUUAAACCAGCUUAAAAGGGAUGCAUUCAUGUUUCAGGGCUUAGAUAGGCCCCAUGUCCUUGCUCUUCCUUCAGUAUUACCUGAUAAAACACAAAAUGAAGUAGGAACUUCUACAAGACUUCGGGAGAUGGCUCAUUUUUUGGAGAUUAUUCGUAAUCUGCAAUAUCAACUUAGAGCAAAACUUAAAAAGCCCGGCCAAGGAUUGGUGGAUCGGAAGGAGCAAUUAAGUAUGGUAGAUCCAAGUUUCCUUCAGGAUGAAUUUCAGUUUUCAACACCUUCAGUAGAUUCGCUGGAGACCUUGAAUGAACAUGAGCUUCAGAUUCCUGCAUUGGCAUUCCCACCCAACAAUAAUGAGAAGCUUGCUUUGGUGCCCAAGAAUGCUAUAAGCACUGAAGCUUAUGUGGACUUAGAGGAUCCUACUGAAGCAGCUGCCCUUAUUCCACGAGGAAUGGGAUCAGGGAAAAUUCUUCCUACUGAAAAUCCAAAAGAGAUGAUUGCACGUUGGGAAAUAGAUAAUCUGGAUUUGAAAACUGUGGUAAAAGAUGCUUUACUCUCUGGACGCCUCCCUUUAGCUGUUCUUCAACUCCAUCUUCAUCGUUCUAUCGAAUUCAACUCUGAUGAAGAGCCUCAUGAUACCUUCAAUGAAGUUAGUGACAUUGGAAGAGAUAUUGCUUAUGACCUAUUUUUGAAGGGUGAAACUGAGCUUGCUAUAGCAACAUUACAAAGGCUUGGAGAGGACGUUGAAAUCUGCCUCAAGCAGUUGUUAUUUGGCACAGUGAGGAAAACACUCCGUGUGCAAAUUGCUGAGAAGAUGAAGAGAUAUGGUUACCUGGGAUCAGUUGAGUGGAAAAUAAUGGAGAGAAUAUCACUUAUUGAGCGGAUUUAUCCUAGCUGUAGUUUCUGGAAAACGUUUCAUGAUCGCAUGAAAGAGUGCAUGCACGUGUCAUCAACCUUAAACCCACCAGAGGGAAUUCAUUUGUGCCUGUUGGACUUCUUCAACAAUUUAAAAAUUGAAUGUGGUGAGAUUGAUGGAGUCGUUUUAGGUGCAUGGGCAAAUGUUAAUGAAAAUUCAUCUGAUACUGUGCUUGAACAAGAUGAUGUUCAUACCGGAUACUGGGCUGCUGCUGCUGUGUGGUCCAAAGCUUGGGAUCAGAGAACCAUUGAUCGUAUAGUAUUGGAUCAGCCUUUUGUAAUGGGUGUUCAUGUGUCAUGGGAGUCACAAUUGGAAUAUCACAUUUACCAUAAUGACUGGGAGGAAGUCUUCAAACUCUUGGACCUUAUUCCUACAUCAGUUUUAUCAAUUGGAAGCCUCCAAAUAGCUUUGGAUGGUUUCCAGCCUGCCUCAACAAUUGAGUGCAGCGGAUUUCCCGACUUCGGGAAUUAUAUGUACUCUGUUGAAGAACUGGAUGCUGUAUGUAUGGAUGUUCCAGAUGUUAAGAUUUUUAGGUUGUCUUCCAUUUUUAUGUGUUCUACGUGGUUAAGGAUUCUGAUAGAGAAGGAGCUUGUAAAGAAACUGAUAUUUUUGAAAGAAUACUGGGAGGGCACUGCAGAGGUAGCAUCUGUUCUUGCACGAUCAGGCUUCAUUACGAAGAGAUUAAAGAUUUCAUUUGAAGACAAUUCCACUGGGAGAUCAUGGGAUACAGAUUUCUCAAGCAGGAAUGAAAAUUUUCGUGCAGAGACUGUGCAAGCUUUGGAUAAAUUACUCAUUCGUUACUGUGCACAACAUAACUUGCCAAAUCUUCUGGACCUUUACCUUGAUCGUCACAAGUUGGUUGUCGAUGAUGAGUCCCUUCUUUCAUUACAGGAAGCUGCUGGAGAUUGUCAUUGGGCAAGAUGGUUGCUUUUGUCAAGGUUUAAGGGUCAUGAAUAUGAUGCAUCUUUUGAAAAUGCUCGUUCAAUAAUGUCUCGUAAUUUGAUUCAUGAUGGCAGCCUCCAUGGUCACGAAGUAGAUGAAAUAAUUUAUACUAUUGAUGAUAUCGCAGAGGGAGGCGGAGAGAUGGCAGCAUUAGCUACUCUAAUGUAUGCUUCUGCUCCAAUCCCAGAUUGCUUAACUAGUGGAAGUGUCAACAGGCAUAACAGCUCCACAGCGCAAUGCACAUUAGAAAAUCUGAGACCUACUUUGCAGCACUAUCCUACAUUGUGGCGCACACUUGUAUCUGGAUGUUUUGGACAAGAUACAUCUUUUGGUUUCUCGCGCAUCGGAGCAAAAAAUGCUUUAGCAGAAUACUUAAAUUGGCGUGACAACAUCUUCUUCUCUACUGGACAUGAUACUUCACUACUACAGAUGCUGCCUUUCUGGUUCCCUAAAGCUGUACGGCGAUUGAUCCAGCUUUAUUUGCAGGGUCCCCUUGGAUGGCAAUCACUUUCAGGUUUGCCUACUGGAGAAUCUUUGUUGGACAGAGACGUUGAUUUUUACAUAAAUGCUGAUGAACAAGCUGAGAUUAAUGCUAUCUCCUGGGAAGCAACUAUACAAAAGCAUGUUGAAGAGGAACUUUAUCACUCUUCACUCAAGGAAACUGGACUUGGGCUUGAACAUCAUUUGCAUCGUGGACGUGCGCUUGCAGCUUUUAAUCAUCUUCUGAUCUCAAGAGUUGAAACGUUGAAAAUGGAUGGGAGAUCCAAUGCUUCUGGACAAACAAAUGUUCAAUCAGAUGUCCAGAUACUUCUUGCACCUAUAUCUGAGAAGGAAGGGUGUCUUCUUUCAUCUGUCAUGCCCUUUGCUAUUACCCAUUUUGAAGAUAAUGUUUUGGUGGCAUCAUGUUCGUUUCUUUUAGAGCUUUGUGGCAUAUCAGCCAGCAUGCUCCAAGUAGAUGUAGCUUCAUUGAGACGAAUAUCUUUCUUUCACAAAUCCAUUCAAAAUAAGGAGAAUUCUAGGCAACUUCCAUCUAAGGGUUCAGCAUUUCAUGCUGCAACACAUGAUGACAGUAUUAUGGAGUCUCUAGCUCGAGCAUUGGCCGAUGAAUGUAUGCAUGGGGGUAACUCUACGCAAAGGGGAUCUCUUAUUUCAGUUUCUAGUAAACAGCAUUCUCGAGUUCUUAUGCUUGUCUUGCAGCAUUUAGAGAAGGCUAGUCUUCCACAAUUAGUGGAGGGAAGAACAUGUGGAUCUUGGCUGUUAACUGGUAAUGGUGAUGGAACUGAAUUGAGAUCUCAACAAAAAGCUGCUAGUAAGUACUGGAGUUUGGUAACUCUCUUCUGUCAGAUACAUCAGCUGCCCUUGAGUACAAAAUAUCUUGCUGUAUUAGCAAGAGAUAAUGACUGGGUCGGGUUUUUGUGUGAAGCUCAGAUUGGUGGAUACUCAUUUGACACAGUGUUCCAAGUUGCAUCAAAGGACUUCAGUGAUCCUCGUCUUAAGAUUCACAUACUAACAGUUUUGAAAAGCAUGCAAUCGAAGAAAAUGGCUAGCUCCCAAACAUACCUGGAUAAGAAGAGUGAAAAUCCCUUCCCAGAGGAAAAUGUAUAUAUACCCAUAGAAUUCUUUAGAGUUUUAGCAGAUUGUGAGAAGCAGAAAAACCCUGGAGAGGCGUUAUUGCUAAAAGCAAAAGACUUCUCCUGGUCUAUUUUGUCCAUGAUUGCAUCAUGCUUUCCAGACGUGUCUCCACUGGCAUGCUUAACAGUUUGGCUGGAAAUAACUGCAGCCAGGGAAACUAAAUCCAUCAAGGUGAAUGACAUAGCUAGCCAGAUAGCAGAUAAUGUUGCAGCAGCUGUAGAAGCUACCAAUUCCUGGUCAUGUGGCAGCAGAUCACUUUCAUUUCAUUACAAUAGGCGGAAUCCAAAACGAAGGCGGCUUUUGGAAUCUUUAUGUAGGACUCCUUUUCCUGGGGCAUCCGAUAGUUCAACUAGAAUAUUUUCUGCUGAGUGCAGUACUGCUGGAGAAGAGAAAAAGAUUGAACUCGGUGAACAGAUUAAUGUUUCAAGUGAUUUUAAUGAAGGUCCAGCUUCUCUGGCCAAGAUGGUUGCUGUUCUUUGUGAACAGCGCUUGUUUCUGCCUUUACUAAGAGCAUUUGAAUUGUUCCUCCCCUCUUGUUCUUUCCUGCCAUUUAUCCGGGCACUUCAGGCAUUUUCUCAAAUGCGUCUGUCUGAAGCUUCAGCACAUCUUGGUUCCUUUUCUGCUAGAAUCAAGGAAGAACCAAGUCAUUUACAGACAAAUAUUGGAAGAGAAGGGCAAAUUGGAAUGUCAUGGAUUAGUUCCACUGCUAUAAAAGCUGCUGAUGCUACACUUUCAACUUGUCCAUCUCCUUAUGAAAAAAGGUGCUUAUUGCAACUUCUUGCUGCUGCCGACUUUGGAGAUGGAGGCUCUGCGGCUGCUCGCUAUCGACAACUUUAUUGGAAAAUUAAUCUAGCAGAGCCUUCUUUGCGUAAAAAUGAUGAUCUGCACCUUGGGAAUGAAACUCUUGAUGAUGCUUCCCUCCUAACAGCACUAGAAGAGAACAUGCAGUGGGAGCAAGCACGCAACUGGGCAAGGCAGUUGGAGGCUAGUGGUGGACCUUGGAAAUCUACUUUUCACCAAGUCACUGAAACUCAGGCUGAAUCCAUGGUAGCUGAAUGGAAAGAAUUCCUUUGGGAUGUGCCUGAAGAGAGAGUUGCUUUAUGGGGUCACUGCCAGACUUUAUUCAUCAGAUAUUCCUAUCCUGCUUUACAGGCAGGAUUGUUUUUCCUUAAGCAUGCAGAAGCAGUGGAGAAAGAUCUUCCAGCUAGAGAGCUUCAUGAAAUGUUGUUGCUCUCUCUUCAAUGGUUAAGUGGGAUGAUAACCAAGUCCAACCCAGUUUAUCCUUUACAUCUUCUGCGAGAAAUUGAGACUAGAAUAUGGCUUUUGGCCGUAGAAUCUGAAGCUCAAGGGAAAAGUGAAGGGGAGAUCAUUUUAACUGGUUCUAGCCAGAAUCUUCUGACAAGGAACAUUUCCAGCAUUAUUGAUCGAACUGCUAGCAUAAUAGCAAAGAUGGACAAUCAUAUUAAUUCAAUGAAGAAUGUAACUGUGGAGAAAUAUGAUUCUAAGGAACCACUCCACAGAAACCAAGCAUUAGACUCAAGUUCUUCUACUGUGACAAUUGGGAGUUCAAAGACAAAACGAAGGGCCAAAGGCUAUGUAUCAUCAAGAAGGACAAUGGUGGACCCAGUGGAUAAAGGCCCUGAGCCUGAAGAUAGUUCCAAUCCUCCCAACCUUAGAAAUGAUGUCCAGUUGCAAGAUGAAAGCUUAAAAAUUGAAAUAUCAUUUUCUAAGUGGGAGGAGAGGAUUGGGCCUGGAGAGCUAGAAAGGGCUGUUCUGUCCUUACUGGAGUUUGGACAAAUAUCGGCUGCAAAGCAACUCCAACAGAAGCUGUCACCAGGACAGAUGCCUUCUGAACUCAUACUCGUGGAUGCUGCUUUGAAACUUGCUGCAAUGUCCACUCCUACCAGCCAAAUACCAAUAGAAAUGCUUGAUGAGGAACUUCUUUCUGUUAUUCAGUCAUAUAAACCAAUCGACCAACAUCUCAUCUACCCACUGCAGGUGUUGGAGACUUUAGCAACUGUUUUCACUGAAGGUAGUGGACGUGGAUUAUGCAAGAGAAUAAUAGCAGUAGUCAAAGCUGCAAAUGUGUUGGGUCUUUCAUUUUCAGAGGCAUUUGGCACACAAGCUAUUGAAUUGCUACAGCUACUUUCUCUUAAAGCACAAGAGUCUUUUGAGGAAGCAAAUCUCCUUGUGCGAACUCAUGUCAUGCCUUCUGCUAGUAUCGCUCAAAUUCUUGCAGAGACCUUUCUAAAGGGUUUAUUGGCUGCUCAUCGUGGGGGAUAUAUGGAUUCUCAGAAAGAGGAAGGGCCAGCUCCUCUUUUGUGGAGAUUUUCAGAUUUCUUGAAGUGGGCUGAGCUGUGUCCUUCUGAACCUGAAGUUGGCCAUGCAUUAAUGCGUUUAGUGAUUACUGGACAAGAAAUACCGCUUGCCUGUGAGGUUGAGCUUCUUAUUCUUUCACACCAUUUCUACAAAUCAUCAGCAUGCCUUGAUGGGGUUGAUGUUCUUGUAGCCCUUGCUGCUACCAGGGUUGAAGCUUAUGUUUCUGAGGGUGAUUUUGCAUGUUUGGCUCGCUUGAUAACUGGAGUCGGAAACUUCUAUGCCCUUAAUUUCAUUCUUGGUAUUCUCAUAGAAAAUGGUCAAUUAGGUCUACUUCUUCAGAAGUAUUCCGCUGCUGCAAACACAACUGCUGGCACUGUUGAGGCUGACAGAGGAUUUCGAAUGGCUGUUCUGACAUCAUUGAAGCGUUUUAACCCUUACGACCUUGAUGCAUUUGCUAUGGUAUAUAAUCACUUUGACAUGAAGCAUGAAACAGCAUCUCUGUUGGAGUCACGAGCGGAGCAAGCUUCCCUGCAAUGGUUUGAAUGCUAUGAUAGAGACCAGAAUGAAGAUCUCCUGGAAUCGAUGCGCUAUUACAUUGAAGCUGCUGAAGUUCACGCUUCAAUUGAUGCUGGCAACAAAACACGUAGGGCUUGUGCCCAGGCUUCCCUUGUCUCCCUUCAAAUACGAAUUCCAGAUUCUAAGUGGCUCCACCUGUCUGAAACCAAUGCUAGGCGCGCGCUAGUUGAACAAUCUCGAUUCCUGGAGGCUCUAAUUGUUGCAGAAGCCUACGGUCUUAAUCAGCCGGCAGAAUGGGCCCUAGUCCUUUGGAAUCAGAUGCUUAAUCCAGAACUGACAGAAAUUUUUGUGGCUGAAUUUGUGGCCGUGCUUCCUCUUCAACCAUCUAUGCUUAUUGAACUAGCAAGAUUCUACAGGGCUGAGGUAGUUGCUAGAGGUGAUCAAUCCCAAUUCUCGGUUUGGCUCACUGGUGGAGGGUUACCUGCAGAAUGGGCCAAAUACCUUGGGAGAUCAUUUAGAUGCUUGUUGAAGAGGACUAGGGAUCUGCGGCUACGGUUGCAGCUGGCAACUUCAGCUACUGGAUUUACUGAUGUGGUGGAUGCCUGCAUGAAGGCCUUGGAUCGGUUCCCUGACACUGCAGCGCCACUUGUUUUAAGGAAAGGACACGGCGGGGCUUACCUCCCACUAAUGUGAGACAUAUUGUUGAUACUCUUGAGAAUAUGAUUUUUGGCUGGGCCUGAUGAUUAUUCUGAUGGCUACGAGGAAUGAUGAUUGAUAGGAUGAUCAUACUCAUGGAUGCCACUGACAGUUUCGUGGUAUUCUGAUGGCUAUGAGGAAUGAUGAUUGAUAGGAUGAUCAUACUCAUUGAUGCCACUGACAGUUUCGUGGUAUUGCCACUUACGAUCAUCACCGAAGAACAUGUGAUAUUGGUUAUAAUGGUAAGAUAUGAAAGUCAUCAAUUGGUUGCCGGAGCUUCAUGACAUGUCCUCCAUAUUAUAUAAUGUCGAUUGCACAAACUCAUAAUCAGAAGAAAAAAGAUAGGAAGAGUGUAUUUUUUUCUUUUUAGUUUUAGAUGAGGGGGUUGCUUUGCGAUCGUAAUGUUGUACAAUGCUUUUGUUUCAUUUGUUCCCUUUUUUUCUAAAAAGAAAAAAGGAAGAAUUUUCGUGUUUCGAAUUAGCAACAAUUUAUAGCAGGUUGGAGAUGCCAUUGGCAACGGAUGAAUAUUUAAGGGUCCAUAUAACCAUUCCUGCAAGACUAAGAGAUGUAUAGUUUGUUCAUUCGUUUUUGAAAUAUUAUAGUUUCAUGUGCCA
This is a messenger RNA of Hibiscus syriacus, 10392 nucleotides long. RefSeq lists its product as uncharacterized. Bases 143 to 9775 code for a protein of 3210 amino acids. Lineage: Eukaryota; Viridiplantae; Streptophyta; Magnoliopsida; Malvales; Malvaceae. The transcript is spliced from 26 exons. Gene Ontology annotation, cellular component: cytoplasm. The record is from RefSeq and is a predicted model, not a curated record.